AUGGACAACUCGUAUUUAGACGUUGGGGUCGAUUAUGUCGAUGAGUGUAAAAUAACACAAAAGCAUUAUCAUUCGUUCACUCCAUACUCAAACAUGUCUUUAUCAAAUAACGAUGAAAUUAGGAUAAGUGUUUUAAAUAUGGAUGCAUACACUCUACCAUGUGAAAGCUAUAUUUAUAUAGAGGGGAGAGUAAAUAAACCGCCCGAUGCAGUGGGAGAUGUACGUUUUUCAAAUAAUGGAUUGGCAUUUUUAUUCUCCGAAAUGCGCUAUGAAAUAAACGGAAUAGAAAUUCAAAAAUUAAAAACACCUGGAGUUGCAUCUUGCUUGAAAGCAUAUUGUUCGUAUACUCCAAACGAUUUGAAUACGUUGGAGAACGCUGCUUGGGACUCGGCGAUGGAUGGCGAAGAUAAUAAAAACUUUAAGAGCAACAAUGUAUUUACCGGGUGUAUCCCACUAAAACAUUUAUUCGGAUUUUGUGAAGACUAUAAAAAAAUAUUACUUAAUUGUAAUCAACAGCUGAUUUUAAAUCGCACAUCUACCGACCGGGAUGCGAUACACGUUGUUGGCGCGGGCGCAACCGAAGCAGGUUCAAAAAAUAGAAAAAUUACAAUUGAACUUACUAGGGUGGUGUGGAAAAUGCCAAUUAUCAGAGUUAGUGAUAAAGAAAAAUUAAGGUUGAUAAAAGUGGUAGAUUCAUGUAAAACACUAUAA
Molecule: messenger RNA, 711 nt
Organism: Metopolophium dirhodum (rose-grain aphid)
Lineage: Eukaryota; Metazoa; Arthropoda; Insecta; Hemiptera; Aphididae
Exons: 1
Coding region: 1-711 (236 amino acids)
Source: RefSeq, a predicted model, not a curated record